Messenger RNA from Oncorhynchus keta (chum salmon), 1571 nucleotides. Its product is annotated as schwannomin-interacting protein 1. NCBI's taxonomy places the organism in Eukaryota, Metazoa, Chordata, Actinopteri, Salmoniformes, Salmonidae. The transcript has 7 exons. Gene Ontology annotation, cellular component: cell junction; plasma membrane. The record is from RefSeq and is a predicted model, not a curated record. Gene Ontology annotation, biological process: positive regulation of hippo signaling. Bases 116 to 871 code for a protein of 251 amino acids.
CUCUUCUUCCCCCCUCCCUUCUGCAUGUAGCUGAGGCAUAUGAGUGGGUCUCCUGGGUCUGGCUCACUGCAGUGUAUGGAAGGGUAGGGCUGCUGCCUGUACAAUGUACUGAAGAAUGGUGCACCAGGAGAAACAUGUUUACCAGGCCCAGAGGAAUGACAGAGAGUCCAUCAGGCAGAAGCUAGCCUUUGGCAGUUUCUAUGACGACGAGGAGCCAGCCAUCUACACCAGCUGCAGCAAGAAUGGCAUUUCCUCCCGGCCUCAAAGUGGUGUGAAUCUGCAGGUGUGUUUUGUGAAUGACAGCAACAGUGACAAGGACAGCGAUGCAGAGGACAGCAGGACAGAGACCAGCCUGGACACGCCGCUGUCACCUGUGGUACACGCUAAAGAUGUAGAUAGCAAGCAGAGUUCAUCCCUGUCGGACCGGGACACGGGAGAGGAGGACUCAGACCCCCUGGAGGAUUGUGGCUUCUGGCGGGUGCAGCGGCGGCUCCAAGAGGAGGCACGGGUGGCCCUGGCGUUGGCUCGCCCUAUGGCCCGCAUGCAGGUAGAGGUGGAGAGACAGAUCCAGAUCCACCGCCGCUCGCCUGUCGCCGACCUGCUGCCCCACCUGCCCCAUAUCAGCGAGGGUCUGAUGAAGAGGAGUCUGAGGAGGGGAGACAUGAGGGACAUGAGCCUGGGCCAGCUUCAGGUCAUCACCAACGACCUGCACUCGCAGAUACAGAGCCUGAAUGAGGAGCUGGUGCAGCUGCUGCUAAUGAGAGAUGAGCUCCAUGUGGAGCAGGACGCCAUGCUGGUUGACAUAGAGGACCUGACCAGGCAUUCUCAGAGCCUCCAGAGACACAUGGCAGAGAAAACCCUCUCCAAAUAAAACCCAUAGUCACCUGUCCCCAUCAUCACCUAUGUCACAUGACAGCCAGAACCAACUCAGAGCAGUGGUCAACAACCCUGGUCCUGGAGACCAAUAAGGCAUGCAGGGUUUUGUUCCAGGUCAGCACUUUCACACCUGAUUUAACUGAUUAAUACCUUUGAUGACUAGGCAAAUGGUUGAUUCAGGGUUGUUUUAGUGCUGGAACAAAAGCCUGGAUAUGCUUUAACUCUCCAGAACGAGGGUUGUUGUCCACGGCUACAGAGGGACCAAACCCAACCGGGAGUCAUACAAAGUCCUGAAUUUUAAGAGUUCAGGCAAAACUCCGGGCCCCAGUCAUAAACCAUGUGUGGUAGUGACAGUUUGAUCACAGAAGAUGACUAGGGUUCUGUUUGUUGCCCCGCUCAGCCAGUUGUGGUGCUUUGUAGAAUACUAAUCACACAUAGCUGUUUGUGCUGUUGCUAAGGAAUUAGCUCCUAGGCUUCCCAGUGUAUAAACAUUGCGGCAACUAAACAGAUCUUGUAUGAAUAAUUUAGACACACAAAUGGAUGUAGUACCGCUGUUGUUGCAUAAUUCCACCUGUUUAAACAUUCUGAUGUUUUGAAGCUUUACUGGUUGAUCCUUGAUUUUGCCAAAUGUUUACAGACAGAUUGCAAUGACCUUACUUUUGUCUGCACUUUAAAUUAAAUGGAAGAUAAGAGUC